This is a messenger RNA of Cariama cristata (Red-legged seriema), 674 nucleotides long. Its product is annotated as myocyte-specific enhancer factor 2C-like. NCBI's taxonomy places the organism in Eukaryota, Metazoa, Chordata, Aves, Cariamiformes, Cariamidae. Gene Ontology annotation, biological process: heart development; cell differentiation; positive regulation of transcription by RNA polymerase II. Gene Ontology annotation, molecular function: protein dimerization activity; histone deacetylase binding; DNA-binding transcription factor activity, RNA polymerase II-specific. The transcript has 2 exons. The record is from RefSeq and is a predicted model, not a curated record. The coding region runs from base 143 to 412 and encodes 89 amino acids.
CUUAUAAGAAGAAAUAGGAACCUUUUCUCAAGCUGAAGACAAAGUAAAAGAAAACCGUAUCAUGUGUUAGAAUACUGAAGAGUGACAUUUAUUGGAUUAGUAAAUUUCUGGAUUGCAAAGCAAAAGAAAGAAGAGGCUGAAAAUGGGGAGAAAGAAAAUACAGAUCACAAGAAUAAUGGAUGAAAGGAACAGACAGGUCACCUUUACAAAGAGGAAGUUUGGAUUAAUGAAGAAGGCAUAUGAGUUGAGUGUACUCUGUGACUGUGAAAUAGCACUCAUCAUUUUUAACAGCUCUAACAAACUCUUUCAGUAUGCCAGCACUGAUAUGGACAAAGUUCUACUUAAAUACACAGAAUACAACGAGCCUCAUGAAAGCAGAACCAACUCAGAUAUCGUUGAGGUAACAAUUUGAAAAGACACGUCAGCUUUCUUAUCUUAAUGCUCUAUAUUGCUCUAUAUUUGAAGUAUUUUAAGGUAUUUUAACCAAAUGUAUUUAAUAAUUUGAAAACCUUGUCAUAAAAUGUAAACUACUGCUUUUAGUCUGGUUUUUCUAAGACAGGAAGUUGUCUUUACAGGCAUGUUGUUUUCCCAUCUGCCCUCCACCCCCUGCCGGUUUCUGGAAAACAUGUUUGAUUUCAACCACAUUUGGCAAUGGAAAUAGAGGUGUGAAUGAU